Messenger RNA from Dothidotthia symphoricarpi CBS 119687, 544 nucleotides. RefSeq lists its product as uncharacterized. NCBI's taxonomy places the organism in Eukaryota, Fungi, Ascomycota, Dothideomycetes, Pleosporales, Dothidotthiaceae. The transcript is spliced from 3 exons. Bases 51 to 503 code for a protein of 150 amino acids. The record is from RefSeq and is a predicted model, not a curated record.
UCUUCCUUUACUACUAAGAAUAAGCUAUACUACUACAACUACUACUUAACAUGUCUUUGAUUACUAUCCAAGCAAUCAAUCAACCCUUAGUAACAAGAGCGCCUGCUCUAUUUCUGAAUGCAUGGAGGCUUUGUCCACUAGGCCGAAGGGGCCUCCAAACAGCCGCCCAGCAGACGGUGCCAAAAUCAGAUACCAUGCUGCAAAGAACCCGGCCCCGAAGAAUGCAGCAGCAGCGGCAUCUGGAGCGGAUAUUUGCCUAUCCAGUAUAUCAACAGAACCCAAAAAGGGUAACAGAACUUGUCAACCAGUAUCGUCAGACCAGUCGGGCAGAAAUCGAAGACAGAACGAACAUAGGCCUUGCCUAUGCGAUCCUCUUUGCUGCCUUUAUCAGAGCCUGCAUAAGAUUAGAGGACAAGUCCUGUCCUAAAGAGGACAAUGCGCAAGAGGAAAUCUUCGCACUAGAUGAGAAUACAGAGGAGAACGUAUUUGAUGAGCUCUUCUAGCUCAGAAAUUGUUAAGAGAGCGGAUUCCUUGUUAUUAUAGG